Messenger RNA from Striga hermonthica, 861 nucleotides. Lineage: Eukaryota; Viridiplantae; Streptophyta; Magnoliopsida; Lamiales; Orobanchaceae. The record is from the annotation of a GenBank genome assembly.
AUGGACCACCCACCUCCGGUCGCCCCUCCGCCGCCCUCCUCCUCCCCGGAGUCCUCCAUCUCCACCAUCGAGCCCCCGGCACCACCGCCACCCGGCAACCACCCCCGACUCCUCGAGAUCAGCCUCAUCUCGGCCCAAGACCUUGCGCCCGUCUCCAAGUCCUUGCAGACGUACGCGGUCGCGUGGAUUGGGCCAACCCGAAAGCACACGACCCGAACUGACAACAAGGGCCACAAGAACCCCACGUGGAACGACAAGUUCGUCUUCAACGUGGAGGCCGAGGCCGAGGAUGCUGUCCUCACGGUCGAGAUCUAUACCGUGUCAUGGUUUCGAGACGUGCUCGUGGGUGUGGUCAAGGUCUUGGUCAACGACCUGGUCAACCCGACAGGCGGGGCCCGACCCAGGGGGACUCGGUUUGUGGCCCUUCAAAUUCGGCGCCCAUCUGGCAACCCACAGGGGAUACUCAACAUGGGGGUCGCCCUUCUCGACGCCACCAUGAGGAGCAUGCCCCUAUCUGGGGUCCGUAAUUAUCACCACGAAAAUGCUAAACAGGUCCAUGAUGACAAUGUCGAUGACGUCAUCAACAAAGAACUAAACUCAAAAAUCCACCUAUGGCGGUCCUUAAGUGUUGGCAGUUCAGAGGUUGCCAACAAUGAUGACUUCCCAUUAAAAUCGGGCUCAAUUUGUAAUGGGUCGACUGUCGAGAAUGGCUCUGAACUCUGCUCGGAUAUCGGGCCUUCAGCCUCCAUCGUGGCAGCUGAAAUGUCUCGAAAACUCCAACCGCAGCCUGAAAAUAUACCAAACCCUAGAAAUGAUGAAUAUAAAUAUUAUGGUUGGUCAUUUACGGCGUCGAAUAACUGA